AUGUCACAGCUUCCCUCGAUCAACACCAGCCUGCCGGAGACACCACUGCAACCAUCGCCACCACCGCCACCACCACCACCACCGCUGCCUGACAUGUCGCUGUGCGAGAUUUACCUGCAGUCUCCGGACCAGAAUUUCGCCAGCCAGAUGCCGUGGUUCUGUAUGUGCUCUACCUGCACCCACAAAAAAGGGGAGAAAGGCGAGAGAGGAGACCGCGGAAUACAAGGAAAUCCAGGCCUUUCCGGACCAAAAGGGCCGACUGGUUUUGGUGGGCCACAGGGAAAUGUUGGCAUGCAAGGGAUAAAGGGUGAGAAAGGUGACAGUGGAGACAAAGGAGAUUUCGGUCUGGUGGGAUCCAUGGGCUCCAAAGGGGAACAAGGAAUCAAAGGUACUAAGGGGGAUCCGGGCAUAAAUGGGCCAAUAGGUGACCCGGGCCCCAAAGGAGACCCCGGCCAGUGCCCACAGGUCCGUGAUAUCUUUCAGGGGCCACCGGGUGAAACAGGUCUACCUGGCCCUGUGGGUGCACCUGGCUUACCUGGGGAAAAUGGACAACCAGGUCCCAGAGGGCUGAAGGGUGACCAGGGUGUAAUUGGUGCCCCCGGCACUCCAGGUGUGAUGGGUCAGAAAGGUGAACACGGUAUAGAAGGCAAUUGCAACUGCCAGAACGGAACCAAGGGUGACACAGGGCUUGAAGGAUCUAAGGGCAACAAGGGGGAUGUGGGCGUGGCCGGUCAGCAGGGCAAUGAGGGGCAGAAGGGGCAGAAAGGGGAACAGGGAGAUAUGGGCAUGAUGGGGAUACCCGGCCCCUGCACCCCCAUCGUCCAGUCAGCAUUCUCCGUUGCACUGACUGGGUCCUUCCCACCGCCCAGCCAGCCGGUGUCGUUCCUGAAAGUUAUAUACAACCUGCAGCAGCACUACAACCCCACGGCAGGCAUCUACACUGCCCCCAUCAACGGCACCUACGUCUUCAGCUACAACCUCGUCGCCUCCACCCGCGCCCUCAAGGUUGGCCUGUUCUGGAACUUCCUGCCCGUCGUGAAGACCACACAGACGACGGAUUUGGGCACCACUUCGCAGCAGGUGGUGCUACACCUGAGCAUGGGUGACUGGGUUUGGCUGCAGGUGCGAGACAGCAACAGCAACGGAAUGUUCACCAACAGCGAGGCAAGCAGCACCUUCAGUGGGUACCUACUCAACCCAGACAGCUGUGAUAUGAUAAUGAGCAGAGAAGUCAGCAACCCCGUAAUACCAGACACCUUCCCUUGGGAUGACUCCUAAGAUCUAAGAUCACUUAGGGUGCCACACUGAAACCUCCUCUUAAUCUGAUUAUGUAUCCCAAACCCUACUUUUAAUCUGAACCCUAAUAUCUAAACUGUAACAGCUUAAAGGGUAAAUACCAAAGUUCAGAUCAGUUUCACGAUAUCCGAAAUGGGAUUAGAAUUUAAUAUAGGCAACAAAACUUCAGGGAACAGAACUGCAAAAAUAUAUAUGAAGCUCUCUCUCUCUCUCUACGUAUAUGAGAGAGAGAUGUUUCCAAUAGACUGAUGACAUAAAUGCUCUGUUUCACUCAAAAGUAGACUCGAUUAAAAGCAUGCAUUUAAUAAAAUAAUUUCGAAG
Messenger RNA from Electrophorus electricus (electric eel), 1617 nucleotides. The record is from RefSeq and is a predicted model, not a curated record. Lineage: Eukaryota; Metazoa; Chordata; Actinopteri; Gymnotiformes; Gymnotidae.